AAUCCUGUUUGCUGGGUCUGGUGCUUUCUGUCAGAGAGGAGGGUUGAAGGAGGUCGUUAUCUGAUUAGUUGCGUUAAAAUAGCAUGAGAAAGAUGCUAACAAUCAUAUCUAACGUUCUGAGGGGCAACGCCAGCAGGAACGGAGCGGAACUUGUAUCAGAGGGAGCUAGAGUGGUGGUAUCAGCCAGGACAUAUGCAGACUUCACCCCUCAGGCCUCCUUUGACAUAAAGAAAUGUGACUUGCAUAAGCUGGAGGAGGGUCCACCCCAGCAAGCGGUGCUUACAAGAGAAGAGGGGCUUCAUUACUACCGCACCAUGCAGACCAUAAGACGCAUGGAACUUAAAGCUGAUCAGUUGUACAAGCAGAAGAUCAUUAGAGGUUUUUGCCACCUUUAUGAUGGACAAGAAGCAUGUGCGAUGGGUAUCGAGUCAGGUAUUAACCUAUCAGAUCAUCUUAUCACAGCCUACCGUGCCCACGGGUAUACCUUCACAAGAGGGGGCACGGUUCGGGAGAUCAUGGCUGAGCUCACUGGUCGUAGAGGAGGUAUUGCAAAAGGAAAAGGAGGGUCUAUGCACAUGUACACUAAACAUUUCUAUGGAGGAAAUGGAAUUGUGGGAGCUCAGGUUCCUCUUGGAGCAGGUGUAGCGUUGGCUUGCAAAUACCAGGGCAAAAAUGAACUGUGCGUCUCUCUUUAUGGUGAUGGUGCUGCAAAUCAGGGUCAGAUCUUUGAGACGUACAACAUGGCAUCUCUGUGGAAACUACCCUGCAUUUUCAUUUGUGAGAAUAACAAGUACGGCAUGGGCACAUCCGUGGAGAGAGCGGCUGCUAGCACCGACUACUAUAAGAGAGGCGAUUUCAUUCCUGGAUUGAGGGUAGAUGGUAUGGAUGUCCUUUGUGUGAGGGAGGCUACCAAAUUUGCUGCUGAACACUGCAGAUCAGGAAAGGGACCCAUUUUGAUGGAGCUGCAGACGUAUCGAUACCAUGGUCACAGUAUGAGUGAUCCAGGAGUCAGCUACCGCACGCGCGAGGAGAUCCAGGAAGUGCGCAGUAAGAGCGACCCUAUCUCAUUGCUGAAGGAUCGCAUGUUAAGCAACAACAUGGCCAGCGUGGAGGAGCUUAAGGAGAUUGAUGUUGAGGUUAGAAAGGAGAUUGAGGACGCUGCUCAAUUUGCCACGACAGACCCUGAGCCUCCACUGGAGGAUUUGUGCAAUCACAUCUUCUUCAAUAACCCUCCAUUGGAAGUCCGUGGCACCAAUCCCUGGAGCAAGCUCAAGUCCGUCAGCUAAAACACCUUUCUGCAUCCCAAUCGGCCUCCUAAAAGAUAAUACUGUCCUAUUCGAGCGCACAUCAUAGUAAAAUGUUACACCCUUUAUGUGGCUUUUGGUUUCAGAGACACUGUUUUUUGGUAACCCAGAAAGAUCUAAUGGCCACAUUGUGACAAGUUGCCUCAUUUCACAUUGUCAUUACCUUGUUUUCUUGUUCUCUUCAUAAGAAGAGUUGAGCAUAACUUAUUUUCCAUUCUUCCUCCCUUUUACAAGAUGCAAAUUUUAAAAGUUUCAUUUCUAAACACUGCAAUAAAAUAGUAAUUGCCCAAAAAAUAUUUUUUUGAUCGCACUGGAAAUCGCAUGUAAUGUGUAAGGAAACAUGGUGGUAUUUGGCAUGUCAUUUUUAAUACAUCCUAAGGGAGUCCAGUGCCUCCUGCUUAAAUGAUUACAGAGAACUUCACUCAAAGUGAAGUCAUUACAGACAUGCACAUACAUUUCACUCUCUUUAUGUUAACAGGAGAGUGCAAACUGCAGUCAAGUUAUCAGAUAAAAGCAACCAUAUCUUUAUUGAAGCUCUGUACACCCAACGUCCUGUUUUUUUCUGAAAGGGAAUUUAUUCAUAACAUUGUAAACUAAUAUUUAUGGGGUUUAAAAUGGUGUGUUUUAUUUGCAUCCGUUGUAAAUGAAAUCUGUCCCUACUAGAUUCAUUUAUAGAUUUGAUGUGUAACAAAAAAACAGAAUAAAUCAAGAUUCAUGAUUUGAAAUAAACUGUGGCUUAAAAAAGAAAACUAUAAAUAUGCUGAAUAUAUUUUCAUCCUUUCCUUCACGUUUACUUAAAACCAGGUCUUUGUUGUCACAUAUUUAUUAUUAGACAAUGAUUUUGUUAUGAACAAUGUUACCUGGGUAUAUAAGGUCUCAAUUGGCAAUGCCCAUGUUAGGGGUGCCAGGGUCACAGGUCAAGCCUUUAUGCCUUGUUGAAAAGAAUGAGGAGUCAACAAGAUCAGCCAAUGUAUGUGUUAUCUAAUGAGGUCUUUAUACCAUACAUCUAAAAAAUAAAGAUAUAAAAUAUGUUAUGUA
This is a messenger RNA of Triplophysa dalaica, 2342 nucleotides long. It is a transcript of the gene pdha1a, whose product is annotated as pyruvate dehydrogenase E1 subunit alpha 1a. Gene Ontology annotation, molecular function: pyruvate dehydrogenase (acetyl-transferring) activity. The coding region runs from base 84 to 1286 and encodes 400 amino acids. Gene Ontology annotation, cellular component: intracellular membrane-bounded organelle. The transcript is spliced from 12 exons. Gene Ontology annotation, biological process: pyruvate decarboxylation to acetyl-CoA. The record is from RefSeq and is a predicted model, not a curated record. Lineage: Eukaryota; Metazoa; Chordata; Actinopteri; Cypriniformes; Nemacheilidae.